AUGGGUUGCCUCUGGCUGCUGGUGGUCCUGACCUGGGGUCUUCUGGUUUCGGGACGGGAACAGGAAGACGAAACGGCACUUUUUGAAGAGGAACCCAAGACUGAAAUGUUAGAUGACGACGGCGUUAACAGCAGUGAUUACGAUGACGACGAUGACGAUUUUCCUGAUCCUGAAGGAGUGAAAACAUUGGACUCCGAACCUGUAAAAGGGGGCGGGGCGACACUCUCAAUCCACGAGGAAUCCGUCGGGUCCCCUCCGAGGGGAUGGACAAGCACCACCGACCCGAGUCGAAGUGGACUCCGAGUAACGUGUGACGACGAAGGCUUCAGGAUCUUUCUCGUGGCUGGUCAGUUCAGUGAUGUAAAAGUUUUGGGCUCUGAGGACACAUCUGCUGAUCACACUCAAUGUGGUCUCAACGUGAGCCGUUUCGAGAGCACCUUAACCGUGCCUUUUACCGGAUGCCACGUGGAGACUACCAACGGCUACAGCCUGCAACUGUUGUAUGAAGAUGAGUUCGGUGAGGCCCGAGUCGCCACGGUGUCGUGCCGUCCGGAGUCCGCCCCUGGCCUGCAGCCUCGCGCCGGCGUCCCACCUGGCUCACCUGCGUCAAGGUGCCGCACGCCGCCACCACCGCAAACCCCACCAAGGGCACAACACUGUGCCGUGGCCCCUGAAGAGCAGCUGCCUUGUGGCCAUUCUGGAAUCUUGCCUGCUGAUUGUGAGACCAAGGGAUGCUGUGUGAAUCCUUUUUCAUAUGAAUGCUACUAUCCAAUGGACGAGUGCACGGUAGAUCUCCAUUUUGUUUUCAUCAUCCGCUCCACAUACACAUCCUUGCCUCUGAACCCCACCCACCUGGUGAUUCCCGGAACAGACUGCAAACCUGUUGUGGUGAACGUCGACUUUGCCAUCUUUAAGUUCAAAGUAACCGAAUGUGGGACACGCACAUAUGACAUUGGCAUGACAAGGUUCUACCUGGCUGAGGUCCAGACUCUAGUACGAGCUCUCAACCUCAAGUAUGGCAUCAUCACAAGAACGGAUCCAUUGAGGUUCCUGGUGGAGUGUCGCUACAGUUUAGCUGCUCGCGACCAGCAGCCGUUCGCCAGUGUCGGCUACAUGGUGAAGAUCCCGAGUCGCAACCUUCCGUCGUCCAUCCCCUCUGAUGGUUUAUACGGCGUUCAAUUGAGGAUUGCUACAGAUAAGACCUUUUCUACUUUCCUGCCUUCCUUCCCAACGUUGCGCUACAUCCUGGGGAAACCGGUUUAUUUGGAACUGAGCAUAUUGUCUCCCAAACCCAACGCGACUAUUCUGGUCAAGUACUGUCUGGCGUACCCUCGCUCUGCAACGAACGCCCUGGUGCUCGUUUACGAAGGGUGUGCCAACCCUAAUGACCCAAAUGUGGCCAUCCUGGAAGUGAGCAACUUGCAACAAAAUUGCCACCAGAGGCAUUUUGAGGUCAAGGCAUUUCAGUUUAUGGACGUUAAGACCAAGAGGUACCUUGAUGAACAAAUCCACUUCAUGUGCUCUUCAGAGGUUUGCUGGUCUGAUGAGAAGACUUGUGAAGAGCGCUGCUUUGAUGGAAAAGUACCAUAAGGACUCGCAGCCAGUGGACACGAACCUAAAAGGUGUGAUUCUACAUUAAACAGACUGCCAA
This is a messenger RNA of Phycodurus eques (leafy seadragon), 1651 nucleotides long. RefSeq names its product zona pellucida sperm-binding protein 4-like. Gene Ontology annotation, biological process: prevention of polyspermy; binding of sperm to zona pellucida. Gene Ontology annotation, cellular component: egg coat. NCBI's taxonomy places the organism in Eukaryota, Metazoa, Chordata, Actinopteri, Syngnathiformes, Syngnathidae. The record is from RefSeq and is a predicted model, not a curated record. The transcript is spliced from 11 exons. Gene Ontology annotation, molecular function: acrosin binding; structural constituent of egg coat. Bases 1 to 1590 code for a protein of 529 amino acids.